CACAAUUCAAGGGACCCCAAUCGAGUGCACGAUUGUGUUCGUGAUAUACGCGGGUAACAGAAGACUGCAAACAGUCCAUUAGGUAUAUAUAUAAGUAUUGCCAUAGGGAGUUCGACAAAACAUAUGCCUCCGUCACUAAAGUUCAGUCCUUGUUGAAACACUGGCGAGAUAAAUGCGAGAAAACUGGAGCCUCUUACAGAAGCUUUCCUAUGAGACAAACAAACGUUUAAAGUAAUCGUUGAAGAAAGCGUUUUUCAGCACUUCAUUGUAGGCAGCAUGUGGCAAGAGCUCGGAAAAUUGAAGGUGAAGAACUGGCGAGAAUAGAACGAAUUUCACUAUUAAGGCGUCUCAGUCGCAAACAACAGAUUGAGUAUCUCAAGAAAAACUUCCAUGAUCCUCCAUUUCCACUGGAUGGAGAGGCACCAAGUGAACUUAUUCGUUAUUUCGGUACUUAUUUUUAAUGCUAGAAUGUUCUGCGAAGGAUGUGAAGGAAGAUGUUGACAAAUGUAAAGAGGAAGUAAAUAGCUUAGUAGGAAAAGCGUCGAAAAAUGUGGUGAAGAAUUUAUUGGAAGAAACACUGAGUAUGGUCAAAGCGUCACCCCUAAUUCCACGUAAACACAAUGACGAGGAGCCUGAGGCAGAAAAUGAACUACCCACAUUUGGAGCCAUAAAUAUCCAAACAGAUGGCUUCGGAAAUCACAUGAAUUACAAUGGAGAAUCUGUAAUGUCCACCAGAUUCACUGAACACCAGUCCCUCGUUGGUACACAGCAUCAACUUACAGCAAAACAGCAACUGAGAGAGCGAUCCGACGAUGGGAAUUUUUCUCACUCUGGGGAGACUAACGAAACUACACCUCCUUCCGCUCUGGAAAUUGAUGAGGAACCAAUUUCAUUAAUUUAUGCUGCCCCCUCGACUUCUGCUUGUAAAGAAUCUGACACAAACCCUACCCUUAUGCUUACAAACGCCAGUUCCUUAAACUGGCUAAGGACUGGGACGCCUCCACUUGAGUGCGAAACGCCACAAGCGCAAAAAUUUACAGCAAGCACUGCUCCGGUAGUGCGAAUAGCAUCAUCAUACACAGCUUCACUUAUGAGGGAGACCGAACCGCAAGAAGUGUCCAGCAAACGAGAUCGGAGGUCGUCUAAUCGGAUAUCAGAACCCAUAGUGAAUGAAACCAGUGAGUCAAAUAACGAAGUGGAGUUUACUGCAGAGUUACUCGUUUCUGGAAUGAAUGUGUUACCAGCACAAUUCAGGCAGACAGAUACUCUGUUAUAUCCAGAUGCUGUGGCCGAUAAAUUCCAGUUUUCUGAUCCACAAUCCACUCCGAUGGCCCAUUAUGGUACCAGUGCCACAGAAAGAGCCCCUCAAAACGGACUUUUCUACCCUGAUUCCAUCCAUAUCAGUCAGUUAUCCAGUCCCCACACUCCGGUUCGUUUGAGCUUGGAAAACUUGAAAGUAAUGGUAAAUGAUUGUUCCAGUAACGAUGUCGCAACUUUGUGCAGACGACGCUGCACCAGCCCGUUCAGAGGCAUACUGAAAUCUAACUAUUCACCAACUUCCACCAGUCUCGAGCGACCGAAUGGGCACCCAAACAUGGUUUCUGAGUUGAAUAUGGAACAAGCUCGAAACAGAACAGAAUCGUCCCCAUCGAGACUUCAAAACGGAUCAAAUGGGAACGAUAUUCAUUCUUCGAAUGGUACAAUGCACAGCGUCUGUGACAGUCCAGACAGCUUUUGUUCUGUGUCGCCACGCUCUGCCGGGAAGUCGGUGCGCUUUGCCGAUGAAAUUAUGAUGAACAGGAGGACUUCUUCAUCCACAGAUCCAAGUCAAAAGCCAGAAGAGCUUCAGCGGAGUGGAGCUUGUCUAAAGGAGAUAGUUCAUUCUGAAGGGCCGGUGGUUUCUGUGAUGUCUCCCAAAACAACUGAGGAGCACACCUGGAACUCAAUGGAAUCGUCGUCACCCAUCUGGAGUGAUCAGUAUAAGCUCCCCUCCCUUCGUUCUCCUAGUCGAUUGUCCGUUGGUGUCAGAGAGCUUCCAAAUAGCAACGGUUUUAUAAACCUUUUCCAAGAGACAAGAGCAGAGAACCCACCGAAUUCACCACCUUUGGUUUGUGAAGCACCCACACUUCCUCCGACUGCCAAAUUCAAGGGCACAGCCAAACUAGGACAUUCCGAUCUUCUGGGUGCGUGCUUGAAGAAACCUACUGGGGGCGACCAAUUUGUGUAUUCAAAAGAACGUUCUACUCAGGCCCCAUCCGUCAACGCGCACGUAAUAGCACCUGCAAUAUGCUUGGCUGCCGGUGAUACCAGUGGAAAUACGAAUGGCACCAUACGCACCACUCGUGAUAACACGCCGCCUAUUGGGACCAGAACUUUGAACCCACAAAAUGUCGACAAUCACUAUUCCGAGCCAAACUCAAAUCUUAACCGGAAAACUGUUAAACCCAAAGUACUUGACUCCAGCAAACUAAACGAAUUUAUACAAAAUUUCUCAAACGCGAAGAACAUCGGGAACCAGCCAAAAGAAUCCGAAAAGAAUUGCAUAUCAUAUCCUACAUAUAACCAACCGCCUUCAAUUUCUUCCUCCAAGAACCCAGAUCGGACAAGAAAAAUCAGCCCCGAGUCACUAGUAUAUAAUGGGUCUAAACACCGUGGUCACCGUCGUCGGUUUCAAGAAACACCAGAUUAUGAGGGUUUGGAUACAACCAUAUCGGAGAAUGGAGAUUUUAACAAUAAUCUUUUGAUGUCUUUCACGAGCAAUCCACAUCAUUCCGUCACAUCCCCGGUCAUCUCGGUGCAAAAGACAUCAGGCACAAAGAGAUUCUUAUCAGUAAUUUCACAAACAGCUCCCCAUUUGACGGGACAAGAUUUGGACCGGCCAAGUCCGUCAAAUGCAGUCUCACAGAUCAGUUUGCGAUCGUGCGUUCGAGGCCGGGCGUCUUCAGGCGACCAGCUCCGUAGAGAUGGCAACAGGCAACCAGAGACGUUGCCAACACAAGAUGUCAGCAGGGCCCCUACAGACAGCCUUGCUGAAUUCAUCAACUCCGAGAGGGCUUGUCAAUGGGAUGAUCAAAGCUCUACAGACAUUUUCAAGCCCGUUUCUUCCCGUCGCUCGCCUGUCUCGACGGGCAGUUUAAGGAAACCAAGCCGCAAAUACCGAAGUGGCACUUCAACGAUAUCAGUGGAAGAAUCACGUUUACUGCAAUCGCUUGACCGUCUUAACACCCGACUGAACGAUUUAUGGUCGACAAAAGGAUGACUUUCAUCCGGCUGCAAUCCAGCCACCAGCCGAGUGAUGUGAUUCCAUACUCUCUCGAGAGUGCCACUUAUCUCUAUGUGUGAUUCAUACCGCAUGAUGUAAAUCAACGUUUACUAUGCGCGUUUGCAGGCGUUUCACUAUUGUCCAGUUGAUACUGGUAACAAGUUUUAUUUUGUUUUCUACUGGCAUAUCGAUUGACCCCUUAUUUUCGAUCGUUCGCAUUCUGUUUACAAUUAAUCCGAAUAAAAGU
Opisthorchis viverrini is the source of this 3509-nucleotide messenger RNA. RefSeq lists its product as hypothetical. Lineage: Eukaryota; Metazoa; Platyhelminthes; Trematoda; Opisthorchiida; Opisthorchiidae. Bases 461 to 3259 code for a protein of 932 amino acids. The transcript has 7 exons. The record is from RefSeq and is a predicted model, not a curated record.